CCAGCUUGACGCCUUCUAGGAUUGCCGGUUCUGUAUGCUGUCUUGUUGCUCGUGCGAGGUGGAAAAGGAUCCCUCGCAGGCGUGCCGACGGUGGGAGGCCCAUCAUGGCCGCUCCUCUCAUAUAUCGGCGCAUUCAACUACGUAGCGCACGCCGCGGACAUCAUGUCCGAGGGUUACAGAAAGUACAAGGACAAUGGCGGAACGUACAAAUUUGCCGAGUUCCACCACUGGACGGUCAUGCUCUGCGAUCCCGCGCUCAUCGAGGAGGUCCGCCGCGCGCCCGAGGGCCAGCUCUCCCAGAUAGAGUCCAGUGCUGAGCUCAUGCAAGUCGACUACACUCUGGGCCCGAACAUCCACGAGAACCCGUACCACCUCGACCUCCUCCGCUCGAAUCUCACGCGAAACCUGACCCGUUUAUUUCCUGAGCUGCUUGAUGAGAUUGUUGUUGCGUUCGGCGAUGCGGUCCGUGCGGAUGGUGAAGAGUGGACCAAGGUGCCGGCCAUGGAUACCAUGCUGGAGAUUGUCUGCAGGACCAUCAACCGCGUCGUCGUGGGGCUGCCAACUUGUCGAAAUUCGGACUUUUGCGACCUCAACAAAACCUUCACGAUUGACACGUUCACCGGCGCGAUGAUCAUAUCGCUCUUCCCCGAGUUCCUAAAGCCACUCGCAGCCAAGUACCUGACGAAUGUCCCCGCGAGCGUGGACCGGGGCAUCCGCCACCUCGAGCCCAUCAUCACGGAGCGCUUCCACGAAGAGCAGACCCUCGGCGACGGUUGGACAGACAAGCCGAACGACAUGCUGCAGUGGUGCAUCGACACGGCGCAAGGCGAGGAGCGCACAGUGCGCGCGCUCACGCUGCGCAUUCUCGUGUUGAAUGCCGCGGCGGUACAUACAUCUACGAUGUGCGUGACACAUGCCUUGUUCUACCUCGCGGCACGCCCGCAAUAUGUCGCGCCCCUGCGGGCGGAGGUCGAGUCGGUCCUGCAGCAGGACGGGUGGACCAAGGAGUCGAUCGGCAAGAUGCGCAGGCUGGAGAGUUUCUUGAAGGAGGUGUUGCGGCUCACCGGCAUCGGCUCGAGGGCGAUGCACCGGAAGGUCAUGGAGGACUUUCGGUUCUCGAAUGGGCUUGUCAUACCUGCAGGGAAUUAUCUUGCUGUGCCGACGGCCGCAGUCCACCACGAUGAGGCCAUAUACGAGGACCCGGACGAGUUCAAGCCUUGGCGUUUCUACGACGCAUCGUCGACGGCGGAUGAGGGCGAGGGAUCGCCCGAUUACCUCGCUACGACGUCGCCGCAGUAUAUGCUUUUCGGGCAUGGUAAGCAGGCGUGUCCAGGGAGGUUCCUCGCCGUGAGCGAGCUCAAGACGAUAUUGGCGCAUGUUUUGAUGACGUAUGAUGUCAGGAUGGAGGAUGAGGGCGUGGUUCCGCCGACGAAAUGUUUCGCGACCGCGCUUAUGCCGAAUGCAACGGCGGCGGUACUGUUUCGGAAGAGGCAGGCGUAGUCUGCUUGCAGGUGUCGAGCCUUGUUGUGUUGUUAUGCUGCACGUUGGUUGUCUUGUCUUUGCAAUAAGUUCUCGUUAUG
Messenger RNA from Laetiporus sulphureus 93-53, 1580 nucleotides. RefSeq names its product cytochrome P450. Bases 163 to 1500 code for a protein of 445 amino acids. NCBI's taxonomy places the organism in Eukaryota, Fungi, Basidiomycota, Agaricomycetes, Polyporales, Laetiporaceae. The record is from RefSeq and is a predicted model, not a curated record. Gene Ontology annotation, molecular function: oxidoreductase activity, acting on paired donors, with incorporation or reduction of molecular oxygen; monooxygenase activity; heme binding. The transcript is spliced from 12 exons.